AUGGGCACCAAAUACAAAGGCUUGGCGUGGGAUGAAGAUGUGCCAGAUGCCCGCGACCCAAAGCAUGAGCUGAAUAAAAAGCUGCUGGAUCAUUUCAGGAUACUGGCUGCGAGAAAUGAAGACACAGAUGAGGUGGACCUGCAAUAUCUAAGCUGUGUCCUCACCGAUGGAGCCGACCCCGAUUCGGCGGACAAACACGGACAAACAGCUCUGCACGAGAUCUCUCGGGCCUGGAACAUAGACGUGAUGCGGUUCUUCCUGGAGAGGGGGGCAGAUCUUCAGAGGGCUGAUAUGUUUGGGGUCACACCCCUACAUGUCGCAGCAGCAUUGAACUACGAGGACAUGAUCGUGUUUCUGCUGAAGAAAGGAGGUGUGUGUGUGUGUGCUUGCACAAACAAAGACAAGCAGACCCCCCUGCACUAUGCUGCUAAGAACGACGCGGUAGGAGCAGUCAGGAUCUUACUAAAGAGUGGGGCUGACAUUUCUGCUAAAGACUACAAACAGAGGACCCCGCUACAGCUCGCUGCCAUAUUUGAUCGCAGUGAGGCUGCACGUAUUCUACUGGAGCUGGGAGCAGAUGCAGGAGUCCAGGACAGUGAUGGACAGCUCUGCAUCACACCAAUGAUUUCCAAGAUGACUUCCGUAGCCAAUCUGGCCAUGAACCAGUUCCACGUGAUCGACCGAAUGACUCGUCACCAGUUUUAUUACCUGCACCUGCUGGAGCCAGAGCCAACGUGCCAAAGGACAUCAGGAGGGGAGGUCUGUGUUGAUCCCAUUUCACCGUUAGAGUUCAUUGUCCAUCAAGGCAAAUUAGACCUCAUCAUGCAUCCUGUAAUACUGAAGCUCAUUAGAGUAAAGUGGAACCUGCAUGGAAGGAGUGGGGCCUGGUUACUUUUGCUGCUCAAUUUCCUGUUCAUUGUCUCCUGGACAACAGUGGCAAUCUCAGUGUCUGUCAACCACGAGGAUGGUCAUCGUUACAUUUUCCCACAGGACUGGUGGCGAGUGUUUGUAGUAGUCUUGGCUCUACUGCUAACACUGUCGGAGAUAUACCGGGAGGUGAUGGAACUCCUACGCUCCAGGCGUAAAUUACGUCGAUGGCAGACCUGGAGUAUCCGGAGAAUCAACGAAGACCUGGCCUGCACACACCCCAUGUGGCCUGAGGAACGUCAUUUCUUGGAGGAGCAGAUUAAGUUCAUGCGCAACAUGAAGGGGAGCUAUUCACAAGACCUCUGGAACAUAUUUGAUUGGCUGGUAUAUGUAUUGCUGAUAGCGGUUUUGUCGGUCCACUUGGCAGACGUGAUCUUGGUGUCAAGCACGUUGCGUCAGUACAGCCUUCGUCUGUUUGCAGUGGCCAUCAUCUUCCUCUGGCUGAGAUUGAUGAAGCAUGUGCGGGCUUUCAGAGCGAUGGGUCCGUUUAUAGUGAUGCUUGGGAAGGUAGUCGGUGAUGUUCUGCGCUUCCUCUUCCUGUACGCUGAGAUCUUUAUCCCAUAUGCCUGUGCCUUCUGGAUCAUAUUUGGAGGUAAAGCUGCGGUGCCCAGUAUGCAGACCGUGCCACAGUUGCUCUACAGCCUGUAUCGUAUCACCUUGGUCGAUGAGUACGAAUUUGAUGCCAUGCUCUCUGUGGACUCCAUUAUGGCUCAGCUGCUAUGCGGGACAUUUCUGGCUCUCUCCAGUGUUCUGUGUGUCAACCUCAUGAUCGCUCUCCUCUCCGAUACCUUCCAACGGGUGUAUGACAAUGCUUUGGCUAAUGCAGUGAUGCAGCAGGCAACUAUCAUUCUACAGGUGGAGGAGUCUAUGUCCUACCUACGGCGUCUCUAUGACAACCAGUAUAUCCACCGCUGCUGUGCUCCACUUGCUGAGUUUUAUGAUGAGAACAUUACCACUGAUCCAGAGCACUAUGCUGGGAUGAAGAAGCUUACAACACAGAUCAAGGAAACUGUGGAAGAUUUUUUGGGGAUCCAAACAGACAUCACUGAUCAUGAACCACAAGAAGCAGUCAGAGACCAAGCCACAGGUGUGGGGCGCUUUGCCUCCACAAGACGCUCUGCCUCCUCAGGGCAGGAGGAACAUGUCCCCACCCUGCACAGGCUCCAGAAACAGCAACAGCAACAUAAUCAGGACCUGAAUGCCCUGAGGGCAGAUGUGAAGCAGCUCCAUACACUACUCCUACAGUUAAUCCAGUCAAAGUCAAAUGGAGAUGCUGUGUAGGGUAGUCCUCUGCUGUUUCAGACUCAAAGGA
This is a messenger RNA of Chanos chanos (milkfish), 2239 nucleotides long. Its product is annotated as transient receptor potential channel pyrexia. Bases 1 to 2208 code for a protein of 735 amino acids. Gene Ontology annotation, cellular component: plasma membrane. The record is from RefSeq and is a predicted model, not a curated record. Gene Ontology annotation, biological process: calcium ion import across plasma membrane. Gene Ontology annotation, molecular function: calcium channel activity; protein binding. Lineage: Eukaryota; Metazoa; Chordata; Actinopteri; Gonorynchiformes; Chanidae. The transcript has 18 exons.